GGGGGCCGGACUGGGCAAUGAUUUUGGUGAAAUAGCCUUUGACCAAUAUAAAAGGGGAGAAAAAAAAUCAAAAUAGUUUAAUUAAUAAAAUGAUCAAAUUAUCCUUCACAUUUUAACACAAAAAUCUUUCCAUAUUCCCUCUUUUCACCUCGUUUCUUCCUCAGGUAAAACCCUAUUCCCCCAAUUCAAAAAUUAACGUCUCUCUUCUCUUCCCCUUUGAGAAAAUCUCACACAAAAUCCACUACAAACCUCACGAAAUCAACCUGGCAAAAGAGCACGACGAGCAUAGGCGAGCGAAGUGACCCCCCUGCCGCCUCGAAGACUUUGUUUUGGAACUACGAGUUUGUGGAAAUUCCUCUCUUGCUACUGCGGCUGUGAAGGUGAACACAAAUUUAAGGAAAAAUGGAUGAUGAAGACAUAGUGAACGUGAAGAUAAGUAAUAGAUGUAGAAUGAAAUUGAUCGAUGAAGUUUUCUAUAGCUUAGAUGAAAAGCAUCAGGACCUAUUAACCAAUUCCUGCUUUGGACAUUUGUUAUGCCUAAGAAAGAUAAAACUUGCAUCCCAAUUAGUCCACCAAUUGAUUCUGAGGUCAAUAAGUACCUCAAAAGAAAAUGAAGUAUUUAUUAAGGUUGGAGACAAGCUUGCAAGAUUUGGAUUGCAAGAAUUCACACUGGUGACUGGGCUUAAAGCGGGGGAUUUGGAGAACAAGGAUCCGAAGCUAGAGCAAAAUUGUAGACUCGUGAAAGAGCGUUUUAAGCGUAGCAACGGCAAAAUAAAGAGAGGUUUAUUGUUACAAGUUUUCAAACGCUGCAAGCAUAAGAAUGAUAAAUAUAAGUUGGCCUCCUCGUCAUAUUGA
This is a messenger RNA of Olea europaea var. sylvestris, 855 nucleotides long. RefSeq lists its product as uncharacterized. The record is from RefSeq and is a predicted model, not a curated record. Lineage: Eukaryota; Viridiplantae; Streptophyta; Magnoliopsida; Lamiales; Oleaceae. The coding region runs from base 403 to 855 and encodes 150 amino acids. The transcript has 2 exons.